Diversispora eburnea is the source of this 531-nucleotide messenger RNA. The record is from the annotation of a GenBank genome assembly. Lineage: Eukaryota; Fungi; Glomeromycota; Glomeromycetes; Diversisporales; Diversisporaceae.
AUGACUCAACCUACAACUGCUGAAAAUAAUCAGAACACUGAACAAAGAUCGAGUGCUGCGCACGUCCAAAGUUCCUCUUCCGGUGCCCUUGCUCCAAACGACCUUAUUGAGCGUCAUAAAUUACCUUAUGUACAAGAAAGUCGCCGUAGAAAAAAAAAUUUUGAUUCUUAUGUGCCUUCUGGACUCGGUGACACCCGAAGAAAACGGGUAAUGACGACCGAAAUUUCUGAAAACUACCGGGUCAAGCCAUAUUGUAAAAACAUCCGUCGAAACAAAUUAAAUUCCGCGAAAUUCCACUCUGGUAAGGCAUCGAUCCCGUGGGCAAAUGACGAAAUUGAACUCAAUAAAAUGGCUCGCGUGGAAGCUGAUAAGAAGGAUAAGCUUUAUCAUCAACUUGAACCAGAAAAAUUUUUUCCCAGAUGCUUUAAUAAACCUAAUUUUACUUCGGCUGAGUAUCUUGAUUGGAUGCGAUGGGAACUUGAAGCUUUCGAAGACAUCGAAAUACCACGCCCAGAUGAAGUCGAUAAAUAA